This is a messenger RNA of Haliotis rubra (blacklip abalone), 4416 nucleotides long. RefSeq names its product galactocerebrosidase-like. The coding region runs from base 70 to 2121 and encodes 683 amino acids. NCBI's taxonomy places the organism in Eukaryota, Metazoa, Mollusca, Gastropoda, Lepetellida, Haliotidae. The record is from RefSeq and is a predicted model, not a curated record. Gene Ontology annotation, biological process: galactosylceramide catabolic process. The transcript has 18 exons. Gene Ontology annotation, cellular component: lysosome. Gene Ontology annotation, molecular function: galactosylceramidase activity.
UUCACAUGACUGAUUGAGACAGCAGACGAAAUCGACGUUUUUAGUACUGUUGUGGCGUGACAACACACCAUGCUCAGGCUAUUUGGUGUUUUUCUUAUAUUGUUGCAAACAAAAUUAAGUUUAUCGUCUCCAGAAACCUACUAUUUCACGGACAAAUUCGGUCUUGGUCGAUUUUUUGACGGCAUUGGCGGACUUAGCGCUGGAGCGUCUUCAGUCCUGCUGAAAGGGUACCCAGCACAACAGAGAAAUGAAAUUCUGGACUACAUGUUUAAGCCGAACUUCGGAGCUGCCUUUCAGAUCCUGAAAGUUGAGAUUGGUGGUGAUGCUCAGAGUACAGAUGGGACUGAGUCCACCCACAUGCGGACACCGGACGAGGAGAACUAUGAGAGGGGAUACGAGUGGUGGCUGAUGCUGGAGGCAAAGAAGCGUAACCCCAACAUCAAGCUGUACGGUCUGCCCUGGGGGUGGCCUGGCUGGGUGGGAGGGGACACGGGGAACGUGUACGACAACCCUGAACAGACAGCCAUGUACAUUGUGAAGUGGAUCAUUGGAGCAAAGACAGCCCAUAAUCUUACCAUCGACUAUAUUGGGAUCUGGAAUGAACGAAUGUACAACAUCACAUAUAUUAAGACCCUGAGGAAAUCUUUAGACAGUAAUGGUUUGCAGAGCACAAGAAUCAUUGCUGCGGACUAUUUCGGCUGGGACACCUUGUCUGAUGAAAUCAUAAAUGAUCCAGAAUUAUCAGCAGACAUCUAUGGAAUAGGUGUUCACUACCCUGGAACAGUCAGCUCCCUCAAGGCCCUAGAGUCAGGCAAACAGCUGUGGGCGUCGGAGGACUACAGCACCUACGAUGAUUUAGUUGGAGGAGGAUGCUGGGCAAGGCUCCUGAACCAGAAUUAUGUCAAUGGAUUUCUGACAAGUACAAUAUCCUGGGCCUUGUUAGCAAGCUGGUAUGAAGGUCUGCCCUACUAUGGAGACGGUCUGAUGACAGCUGUAGAGCCAUGGAGCGGACACUAUGAUCUGUCCAGUCCACUCUGGCUGACAGCACACACAACUCAGUUCACCAGUGUUGGAUGGAGGUAUCUGAGUCAUGGCUGGGGGGUGGGGCACCUUGCAGGUGGGGGGAGCUAUGUUGCCCUGGUCAGCCCUGAUGGGAAGGACUUCACCAUUGUCAUAGAAACCAUGAGCCACAACCACUCUGUGUGCAUCAGACCAGCUUUAAAACCAUACACUGUGGUCCCGCAAGAUGUUAAAUUUGUCUUCAAUGGGAGUUUUUCGGGUAUAAGGAAGUUAUAUCCAUGGUUUUCUCAGCUAAAUUUCACGGGAGAGUCUACAUUAUUCCAGCAGCAAAUGCCCGUUCCAGUGAUUGAUGGUCAGAUAAGGUUUAAACUGGGUGUAGAUCAGGUUCUUACCCUGACCACAGUUACUUCGGGAAACCGGGGACAGUAUACUCCCCCUCCACCGUCCAAACCAUUCCCGCUUCCAUACUCUGUCAACUUUGAAGACACCAGUGUGUACCAGGCCCCAGGUGUGUUUGCCCAGCAGAUAGGAUCGUUUGAGGUGGCAGAUGUAGGGGGCACACAUGGCCAUGUGUUGAGGCAGAUGACUCGACAGAAACCUGUAGCCUGGUGUCCUGCUGACUCUAUAGGCAUGGGGUUCACCAUCCUUGGCAGCCCCCAAUGGAAGGACAUCUAUGUACAAGCAGACAUCCAGGCCCCAAACAACAGUAAUGUCAGUUCCAUCUUCAUAGCAGCACGUGUCAGUCAGGAAGGGUGUCAGUCUAACACGGCCAAAGGAGUCUUCCUGUCAAUCAACCCUCAAGAGAAGGAGUAUAUCCUGUCAAGCUCUAUCACUGUUCUUGGCAUUUUGACUCAAGGAAAACUUGAAAACCUUAACAAAGACUGGAAUACAGUGUCUCUCCUGGCUAUGGGUAACAGUGCAGUGGGAUCUCUGAAUGGGGAGUUGAUCUUCAACUACACCACCUUGCCAACCUCAGUGAAGUCUGGAUUUGUUGCCAUGGGAACAGGAUCUCUAGACUAUGGGGACUUUGAUAAUGUGAAGAUUGCCAGUGCCAGAGAUGGGCUACACUACAUGAAGAACAGGAAACAAAAUUUAAGAUAACCAGUAUUAUGGAUGUUUUAAGUCAACUAUAACAUAAUUGUAUUUUGAUGUUUUAUAUUGUUAAGAAUGACUGUGAUGUUGAAGUCAUAAUAAUUACUUGUAAAUUAUCACCAUACAUUCCACAUAUUUGUUUUGCAUGAGAAUUUAUCACCAAUUGCUCAUAGACGUCUUCCAGGAAGCCAAGAUAUUCAUCUUGGCAAGUUUUGUACAUAUGUUUGCAAAUAUUUUUCUAAAAUGAUGAAAAGUAUAUGUAUAUACUGAAAACUCAGUAUACACCAGUCACAACCUGAAACCACGUACAUGUAUACUGAAAGUCAUACAUGUAUUUGUAGCUAUACUUAACUUGGACUUACAGUUUAUGGUCAUUGACUGUAUGUUGCUAAAAUCACCAAGCAGUCAUCACACAAUUGCCCCUUACAAAAUGAUAGAACCAUGAAAACGGUCCUCACUUCCCUAGUCACAGGAUGAAGCCCUGACAUGCUGUAUAGUCCUAAUAAAGUACUUUGUAACCUACAGCAUCAUGAUUAUCUAAUAAUGGAAAAAUCUUUGUAUUCUUAAUUUAAAUUUGAAAAUCAAAAUUAACAUUCUUGCUGCCUCAGUAGUACCUCAGCUACCUCAUACAAUUUCUCUUUGACAUAUGGAUGUGUGAAUGGGAAGAGGAACAUUUAAUACCUGAAUUGUCAUGUAUAAGGUGAGUGAGUUUAGUUUUGCGCCGCUUUUAGCAAUGUUACCGCAAUAUCACGGCAGAGUGACACCAGAAAUGGGCUUCACACAUUGUGCCCAUGUGGGGAAUACUACCUGUGUCUUCAGCGUGACGAGCGAACGCUUUAACCACUAGGUUACCCCAGCGCCCCUCAAUUACAAAAUGGUACAUUGUAGGACUGGCUAUUGAUGUCGAUCAUAGAGAUCAAUGAUCAUUAAUUGAAAAUCCAGUGAUUAUCAUUCAAUAUCGGAGAAGUAACUUCGAGUGAAAAUGUCCCCAAAAUCUGAAAUUUUCACAUCAGUGGUAAGUGGUGACAUAUUUCAACUUUGAUUACUAACAAAACACCUUCCUGAACAUAAUUUAGACCAAGCCCUAUGUUUUAAAGCUCCAACUUUGUGUAUAGUUGGAGUGAAUUAAAAUGUUAUUUCAUCACAAUUAAGUUUAUGUACGAUAUUAUCAAUGACACAAUAUUCAUAUCAAUAAUCAUUAAUACUUUUCCCAUCGACAAUAUUUCUGAUGAUUGUUCUUUUUAGCCAGCCCAAGUACAUUCUCCUUUCGGGCAGUUGGGUCUAACAGUCUGUUUUAGCCUGGCAUGUUAGCACCAUUCAUGAUCUCACACCUGAGCAAAUACUCCAAAAAAUUAAUCAUGACAUGAUCUGUUUUCUAGCUGAUAGCAGUAUGAACUGAAGAAGAACAAUUAUUCUUUAAUACUGUUUCAUUUGUCAGGAUCAGGUUAAUUAUAGGAAGUGUGAAAAAUUUCUGUUGGCCUUGGCAUUUAAAUUGGGGAAAAGUCCAAUAUUUUGAUAGAUUUUGUCAGAAGUUAAAAUGUUUGGAAUUCAGAGAAAUUGGCAUUGACAAGUUCUUUCCAGUGAAACAAUCUAAAACAAGCAUUAUAUCUGAAUGUUUUGUUAUCAGUGAACUAUAGUUGAACUUUACAAAGUGAUAACAUUAAUUAUAGACACUAUGGUAGCUUAAUUUGAAUCAGAAGUUGUUGUAUAUUUAAUUCCACUUCUAGAAUUUCAAGUGGACUUUGAGCCUGACCUCGUAUCAGUUUUUAGGUAAACCCUGGAAAGUAAAGUUAGUUGAGAUGUUAAACAAAACAAGAGAAGUGUGACAAUGGGCAAGUAAGUAGUGAAAUACACAGGAAUGGUGUAUGUUUCUUGUUUGUAUUAGAGAGUUUCAUUUGAAAGGUGUCGGGUUAUCAAAGGGUAUACUGAGGGAAAUAAUAAAUAAGGUAACACAAUUUCAUUGCGAUGUUCUGUUAUUAAGUCCUUGUUUUGAAAAAUUUGGAGGAUAGAGGGAUCAGCAUGGAUAUCUGUCUGUCUCUUUUCCAUUUCAAAACUAUUAAGUGUUACAUAUUUCUGGAUGAAACAUCCUGUACAGAUCAGUCUGUCCCGUGGUGAAGUGGUGCCUUUAGAUGAUUUGGGCUAUCUAUCAUUUUUCACUUGUCAAUUUUCUUUAUGAGGAUAAAUUUGACUUCACUACAAUUGAACAUUUUGCCUCGUUUUAGCAGUGCAUGAAAUAAGCCCCAAACCCAGCAAGACAUCAGGGCUGGUAACUUCAAAAUGUUACCAGUGCAAAAUGGAUUUAAC